This is a messenger RNA of Salarias fasciatus (jewelled blenny), 2924 nucleotides long. RefSeq names its product zinc transporter ZIP4-like. Gene Ontology annotation, cellular component: plasma membrane. Gene Ontology annotation, molecular function: zinc ion transmembrane transporter activity; monoatomic cation:bicarbonate symporter activity. The transcript is spliced from 12 exons. Bases 102 to 2201 code for a protein of 699 amino acids. NCBI's taxonomy places the organism in Eukaryota, Metazoa, Chordata, Actinopteri, Blenniiformes, Blenniidae. The record is from RefSeq and is a predicted model, not a curated record. Gene Ontology annotation, biological process: intracellular monoatomic cation homeostasis; zinc ion import across plasma membrane.
AUCCUGCUGGACUGUCAGCCUGCGCUGCUCACUCCACACCUCCAUCCAUCUCUCCCCAGCAGAUACUGAACAUAAAGAAAGGCUUUGAAGAAAGCGUGAAGAUGUUUUCCUCCGCGCUGCCUCUUCUUUUCCUGCUUUCCGGCUGCGGUUUGUUCGGUUCCGUGUCGGGAGCCGUCACCGUGGAGCAGGUCUACCGGGACGUGGUGAGCGUGGUGUCUCCGGGCCAGGAGAAUCUGACCGAGGAGGCUGUCCGCUCGCUGUUUAAUACGCUGGAGGCUCGUGUGCACUGCGGCGACGGGCCGUGUGGAAAGUGUGAUCUUGCAGGAUCUGUUCACCAGCUGUUCCACGAUCACGAUCACGACCACAUUGAGGAGAAAGUUGGAAAAAGUGGUGAAAACUCCGUCAGUGUCUCUCAGUUCCCGACUUUUGCUGCCGGCUCCGUCCUGUACCUCUCCUCUCCCAGUGUGGUCUGCGCCGCGAUUGCAGAAGAGAAGUGGGGAGAAAAAACUGAAGAGUUCUUACACAAUGUCACACAUCACGAUCACAGUGGACACACAGACAGGGCAGGACACCCUCACAGCGAAAUGGACAUUCAUGGACUGGAGACUGUGUUUGAGGAACUUCAACACCACUAUGAAGCCGUACCACAUGAGCACUGUGUGACACCCAGUAUCAUCAUGACGGAGGUCAACGCAUCUUCAGGACAUGACGUGGUAGAUGUGGGAGUCGUUUUGGGCCGUGUCCUGUAUCACGCCCUGCACGGACAUUGCUUCACAGAUAAACUGCUGCCUGAAGAGAAAUUCUUCCUGGACUACAUUAUACAUCUAAUUGGGUCAGAGGAUUUCUCUAUUGAAGCUUUGGAGACACUGAUGAAAACGUUGAGUAUUGGACCUCAAGAGAGCGACCACGAUCAUGACCAUGACCACGGUCAUGAGCAUGACCUCCAGCAGGCUGAUCACGAUGAGCAUGCCGAUCACGGCAGUCGGAGGCAGAGGAACCUCGAACGCGAAGAGGCACAUGACCACAAUUCCACCUGGGAUCAUCAUUGUUUCUCUGCUGAAGAUCUGGUUUCGAUCUACGGACUACCGGAAAAUGGCUCCUCUUUUCUGGGUCGAUCUGAUGUGGCUCGACUCAGUCCUGCGUUCAUCCAACAGAUCCUCAGUGGAGCUUGCAUACCCGUCACUGAACCAACGAUUCCAGAAUCAGAUUCACUCUCCACGACUGAAAGAUACCUCUAUGCAACCCUUGCCAACGUGGUGAUAACACUGAUGGCCAUGAAUGGAAUUGUGAUCUUGCUGUUCACCUCUUGCACCAGCGCUUUCCAGCUGUGCAUACAGUUUUGCAUCAGCCUGGCUGUCGGUUCUCUAAGUGGAGAUGCCCUACUGCACCUCGUACCCGUGGCCUUGGGUUUGCACUCACAUGAGGGCGAGCAUUCACAUAGUCAUGACGAAGUCCCAGAUUACGUCUACAAAAUGCUGGUUGCUGUGGCCGCAGUCUAUUUAUUUUACCUGAUGGAAAUGAUCUUUUGUCUUAUUACGUAUAAAGAUCAUGGUCAUCAAUAUCAACUUGAUCAUGGGAAUGACUCAGACCCCCACCACUGUGAUCAUGGGAGGGUUUUAGAAAUGUAUCAACAGGAGAGGGCAGAAAAAAAGAAAUCUCAGUCGGCAUCAAGAGCAGAGCUGGUUGAUGAUGAAAAUGACACCGCUGUGGAGGUGAAGGAGCGCACGAGAAGAAUGCGUAUGCUGCCUUUAAUGAUCACCAUCGGUGACGGGAUUCACAACUUUGCAGACGGAUUAGCAAUAGGUGCGGCUUUCUCCGUGUCAUGGAAGUCUGGUUUGGCCACGUCGUUGGCUGUUUUGUGCCAUGAACUGCCACAUGAACUCGGAGAUUUUGCCAUUUUGCUCCACAGUGGUUUGUCCGUCUGCAAGGCUUUGCUUUUGAACAUUGGCAGCGCCUUGAUGUCUUUUAUCGGUCUGUACAUCGGUCUGUCAGUGGCCACUGACGAGGCGGCCCAGCAGUGGAUCGCUGCUAUUACUGCAGGACUCUUCCUGUACGUGGGACUGGCAGACAUGCUGCCCACCUUGCUCCAUGUCAACAGCAAGAGACCCUGGCUGGUAUUUGCGCUGCAGAACGCUGGCCUUCUGACUGGAUGGGUGGCUUUAUUGUUAUUGUCACUUUAUGAAGGGAAUCUGCAAUUUUAACGGGACUCUGAGGCUGUUCAAUGGGUCCAUCCCAGUCUGAGAUCAGCAGUGCUGCUUCGAGAACGUAGAUGACUCAGAGUAACGUGACUGGGAGUCCAGGACCUCCAGGGAUGAGCUGACAAAUGUGUCACUUCAUAAACUUUGACAUGAAGAUAUUAAACUUUGCUGCAGCUUGUUAUUCGGAUGUUUUAAACACAAAUGGCUUUUUAACCAUGUUUAUUUUGCUAAUUUUAAAUUCUGAUAAAGCUGCUGUCUUAAUGCACUAUGUGAUAUGUACUGUAUCUGACACUGGAAAGCUGUUGAGUAUUUGAAAUCCAUGGAUGUUAUUCAGUUAUGUAGAAAACAGGUUUUUCUCUUGUCUUUAUCACCACUUUUGUGAUAUUUAAUCCAAUUUUAUUUCACAUUUUGUAAGAGGUGACACAUGAUGUCAUUAAAAUGACAUUUUAGACAGAAAAGUUACUUCAUUGCCAAAGUACGUAUUUGUCAGAUUUAAAUUCACAGUAAAUGAGGACCGAUAAUAAUACUGUUUGACUUCAUUUUGCUGCCAUAAGAGUCCAUUGAGGACAAAUAGUAGAACAGACUGUAAGUGUGUUUUUGCCAAUGUAUUAAACAACUUUGUAAAGAUUUUUAUGCCUUAUUUUUAAAAUAUAUCCUUUAUGUCAAGCACCAAUGUAUAAUUAUAGUGUUUCCCUAAAACGCAUUUUGAUGAAAUGAAAAUGAAUG